CCAAAACUAUGUUGAAUAGUAGUGGUGAGAGUGGGCACCCUUGUCUUGUUCCUGAUUUCAGGGGAAAUGCUCAGAAACUUCUUUAAAGACUUGGAAAAGAGUUGCCCAGGGGCUCGCGGUAACAUUGAGGCCAGGCCAUUUGUUAAUCCUGGAUCUGAAGCCCACGUGGCAGUGGCUGCUUUUGUUUACUUGCUCAUCCCUGAAGUUACAUAUUUAAAAAACAAAACCAAAAAAACUGCCUUUGUCCUUAACCUAUUUCAUUAUAAGUGAAUAUAAUUUAAUUUUUAAAAAUGGCUGUGUUUAACAACCAGUUGGUUUAAUUCCUGAAAAUCUAACAACUGCUUCUUGCAAGCUAUUGGGACACCCCUACUCCCCCUAUACUCAGUUUUUUAUAUGCUAUUAUGUAUGCUUGGAGUGCUUUUCUCAUCCCCCUUGGAAAAAAAUCUUUUUAUGUUGAAACAAUGAUAGUCUCACGGAAAGUUGAAAAAAUUCAUACUUUGAUAAGCAUUUACCCAGGGAAUUCUCUGAGCUUUGUGCUUUGCAGUCAAGGGAGAGAGGGGACCAGGAAGUACAAGACCAGGGAAGCCCUUGUAGAAGUCGAGUCUGACUGGACCCUGCUAUUCCAGGGCCCAUCCCAGAUGGCAGCCUGGUGCUUACACCUCCCCUAGCACAGUGUGCACCCAGGAGAUGGGCCUGGGGCUGUCCUGUUUGGCUGGGGGUCCUUGACUCCCGGAGCAGCCCCACCUACAGCCAUCCAUGCCUGCCCAAGCACAUCGGAACCUGGUCCACACCCUUCAGCGAUACACACGGCCUGCUCUCCCAAAACUUCCUCUACCUCCUACAGUUCUUCAUGGGAGCUUUCAGUCCAGCAUAGGGAGUGCCUGCAGCCCCACUGUCGCCACCGCCAUGGCCUCGAAGCAGCUCUUCCGCGCGCUCGUGUCAGCGCAGUGGGUGGCCGAGGCGCUCCGGGCCCCACCGGCCGCGCAGCCCCUGCGGCUGCUCGAUGCCUCUUGGUACCUGGCCAAGCUGGGCCGCGACGCGCGCCGCGAGUUCGAGGAGCGCCACAUCCCGGGCGCUGCCUUCUUUGACAUCGACCAGUGCAGCGACCGCACGUCACCCUAUGACCACAUGCUGCCCAGCGCGGCGCAGUUCUCAGAGUAUGUGGGCCGCCUGGGCGUGGGCACCGCCACCCACGUGGUGGUCUACGACGCCAGCGAUCAGGGCCUCUAUGCGGCGCCGCGCGUCUGGUGGAUGUUCCGCGUCUUCGGCCACCGCACCGUAUCUCUGCUUGACGGUGGCCUCCGCAACUGGCUGCGCCAGGGCCUCCCGCUGAGCUCGGGGAAGAGCCGUCCGGAGCCCGCAGAGUUCCACGCGGUGCUGGACCCGGCCUACAUCAAGACGUACGAGGACAUCAAGGAGAACAUUGAAUCCCGGCGCUUCCAGGUGGUGGAUGCCCGCGCCGCCGGCCGCUUCCGGGGCACGGAGCCCGAGCCCCGAGACGGCAUCGAGCCCGGCCACAUCCCUGGCACUAUCAACAUCCCCUUCACAGACUUCCUGACCGAGGACGGCCUGGAGAAGAGCCCUGAGGAGAUCCGCCGCCUCUUUCAGGACAAGAAGGUGGACCUGUCCCUGCCCCUGGUGGCCACGUGCGGCUCUGGCGUCACAGCCUGCCAUGUGGUCCUGGGGGCCUACCUCUGCGGCAAGCCAGAUGUACCCAUCUACGACGGCUCCUGGGUGGAGUGGUAUAUGCGUGCCCAACCCGAGGACAUCAUCUCCGAGGGCCGGGGGAUGACCCACUGAGGUGUGGCGGGACACAGGAAGCUUGGGUGACACCCAGCCACCAGCGGUACCCAGCUCGGUGGUUCCGACUCUGCUCUGACCAGAUAGUGUUUCUUACUCCAACUCAGGUGGUACCUGGGGCGACAUCCCAGAGGCCAGGAACUCUGUGGACCUGUGGGCUCCCAGGGGAGGCAGCAGAGAAGGAGGCAGCGGGCACAUGGGGAGGGGAACUGCCCUUGUGGUGCUGAACUGGAGCCCCACUUCCCUUCUGUUGAAGAAAUUAAACAGUUAAGUGCUAAACCGUUCUGACUGCGGGGCUACCUCAGCUCUCCUUGGCUCCUGGGCUGAUGGCUCCAACAUGCCCAGCUCGGGAGCUCCAUGGAGCCAGAGCGUCUUGAGGAUGGUGUCCCUUCUGCCUUCUGAGCGGUGCUGGGGCCCCAGAGGCCUUCCAGUCCCGAAACCGAGUGUCUUCCUGACAGCUGUCUUCUACUUCUUUUGCUGCGUGAAUGAAUGGAUGUGUUAGGCACUCAGCAGUGUCUGACUCUCUGCAACCUCAUGGACUGUAUAUAGCCUGCCAGGCUCCUCUAUCCAUGGAGUCCCCCAGGCAAGAAUACUGGAGUGGGUAGCCAUUCCCCUCUCCAGGGUAUCUUUACUGGGGUCUCCCUUCUGACUUCUGGGUUAUUUAAGGUGAAUCUGCUGUGCUAUGUCUGGAGUCCCACCCAAAGCCAGCCCCUCCCCAUGGGUAAGUAAUACAUCUCAAGAUAUAUGGUUCCAGAACUUAAUAGGAGGCUGUACCACACUGAGGAGGCCCAUUCCAGCCCAGCCAGGAUGUUUUGGAGAAGGGCAGAGUUUAGUCAAAUUAGAGGGGAAUCUAGUUUUAGACUCUGAGAGCCACCCUUGGAGCCUUGCCUUUGGGGCUACCUGGGGGUGGGCAAUAUGAGGGGGUUUGAUCCUUUCUGCUCAAGGAGAAAGAACCCUUAUCCCCCAGGCUUCUCAAGGGUAAGGAAUCUAUUCUUCUCCCUCCGUGUUUGUUCUAUGUGCAAGGAUGAACAUGGAUGUCAGAAGGCCCCAGGUUCCCCCUGUUGUAACCUGGGUGACCCCUCCCCCAGGCAUCUAACAGCCCCUGAGGCAUCUCUUGGUAGCAAAGACCCAGGUGUCAGCCAGUACUGGGGGCACCUCCAGAAGGAAAAAAAAAGCAGAAGGGGCAGUGACUUACUCAAGCACACACCAUGAACUCACGACACAGCUGGAACCAGAUCCAGAUUAUCUGACUCUGAAUUUACUUUUUUUUUCACCUCUGAGUCUGAGUCGUCUCUCCCUAGUCCACAGGGAUGGUGGGGAACCAAUGAGACAGAAUCCUGGUUUUCUGAAUAAAAGGUCUGAA
Messenger RNA from Odocoileus virginianus texanus, 3163 nucleotides. The record is from RefSeq and is a predicted model, not a curated record. NCBI's taxonomy places the organism in Eukaryota, Metazoa, Chordata, Mammalia, Artiodactyla, Cervidae.